Messenger RNA from Zeugodacus cucurbitae (melon fly), 2427 nucleotides. Its product is annotated as piggyBac transposable element-derived protein 2-like. The coding region runs from base 426 to 2255 and encodes 609 amino acids. NCBI's taxonomy places the organism in Eukaryota, Metazoa, Arthropoda, Insecta, Diptera, Tephritidae. The transcript has 2 exons. The record is from RefSeq and is a predicted model, not a curated record.
CGCUUAACCCUUUCGACCCCAAUGUUGCCUGAGGGCAAUUUCGCUAGUUCAUAGGCCUACCACCAGCGUUAUUUUUGUUUUUGUUUAUUGAACCGAUAUGAUAACGGUAGUCUUAUGAGUCAGCACGUGGUGUGAUCAAAAAAAAAAUCACUAGUAAAUCAUUUAGCAAAGCAAUUUGAUAAAGACUGCAGCAGUGUCGGCGAAAAUUUAUUUCUGCAUGAAGGAGAACAUUUUUAAAAGAGAGAAUUUUUUAAAUAAUUGUAACAAAAAUUAUCAAUCUGUAAAUGAACUACUUUUCAGCGAUUGUUAAGUGAAAUAUUUUUGCAAGAAAAUUUCUUUAGUUUUAAACCAACAUCAGGUGAGUAAUUUUUACAUAUGCGAAGUUGCUUGUGAGCAACUUUGGGCAAUUGUGGUAUAAAAUUUCCAUGACUUUAGUUAUGAGGCCUCAAGAUAAAGGUUUGUCAAAUGAGGACGUACAACGAAUUUUAAACUUCGAUUGGGAUGUUUCAACUGAUGAAGAAAGUGGUGAUGAGAUAGAGGAUGUGUCUGCAGUGCUGGAGCAGAAUUUGCAAGGGAUUAUGGAAAGAGGGGAAAGCAUAGAAAUCGGACUUCUUGACAAUAUAAUUACGGAAGACAACGAGCAUGAAUCUUGUUCUAGUGAAGGGUUUUGCAUUGAAAAAAUUGAUUCGAAGGCAUUAAAAUGGAGAUCAAAGCCAUUUGAAGCUCCUGAAAGUGUAUGGAAGGCAGAUGUCGACUUGGAAAUUCACGACGUCAUGAUGCCCGUAGAAUAUUUUUCACAAUUUUUUGACUGUCGUGCUAUUGAUUUGAUCACGCAGCAAACUGAUUUGUAUGGACUUCAAGAACUGGGCCUUGAACUUAAAUGUACCAGUGUAGAAAUAAGACGAUAUAUUGGUACUCUACUGUACUUAGGUGUUUUAAAACUACCCCAAUUUAAAAUGGCAUGGUCUCAAAAUAUUAAGCUUACCGCUAUAACAGAUUCAAUACCUCGUAAUAGAUUUGACAAAAUUAAACAGUGUUUACAUUUUAAUGAUAACAGCAAGCAGCCUAAAAAAGAAGAUUUAAAUUAUGACAAGCUAUACAAGAUACGUCCACUGCUCGAUAUCAUCAGAGAAAACUUCAAUAAACUUCCUCAAGAAGAACAUCAAAGCGUUGAUGAGCAAAUAAUUGCGUUCAAAGGACGAUCAACGUACAAACAAUACAAUCCAGCUAAGCCUCACAAAUGGGGGUUGAAAAUGUUUACGCGUGCUGGAACGUCUGGACUUGUAUAUGAUUUCACGCUGUAUGUUGGUGAAGGCACCUGUCAAUCAUAUGGAUUGGGACUUUCCUCGGAUAUAGUUCUCUAUUUAGCGAAAACUAUUCCCAAACACAAGAACUUCAAACUUUAUUUUGAUAACUGGUUUACAUCAGUAAGCCUUCUGAUUGCAUUGAAGGAAAUGGGCAUAUUCGCCACUGGUACUAUACGUAAAAAUCGAAUAAGCAACUGCCAGUUACUUUCAGAAGCGGAACUCAAAAAACGUGGAAGAGGAUCUUAUGACAUGAAAUGUGAAACCAAUCAUAAUAUUGUAUGUGUAAGGUGGUUUGACAAUAAGCCGGUCCAACUUAUAUCAUCGCAUAUAAGUCAUGAACCAGUUGGCAUUUGCAAACGUUGGAACCCAAAAGAAAAAACACACGUAGAUGUCCAAAGACCUGCGAUAGUUGCUAACUACAACAAAGGCAUGGGAGGUGUGGAUCUAGCGGACAUGUUGAUGGAACUUUAUAAAGUUAACCACCGCUCAAGGAAGUGGUAUAUACGAAUUUUUUAUUGGUGUCUGGGAACGUCUGUUACAAAUGCGUGGCUGCUUUAUAGAAAACAUUUAAAUUUGCUUCAUCCGAAACAGAAACACAUUCCCCUAAUAAAAUUUCAACUGGAAAUUGCUGAUGCCCUUCUGCAAUCUACGUCUUCUGCAGUUUCUAUGCAAAGAAAGCGAGGCAGACCGUCCAACGCAGAGAGGAAUGAUAGCGAUACAAACUCUCCAUCGAGCAGUGUGUCGUCGCAUAACACGAAAAAGUACAGAUUCCAGCCGAACCCUCCGGAAACGAAACGAUAUGAUAAGACGGAACAUUGGGUAGUAUUCGGUGAAAAAGGGCGCUGCAGGUUGUGCAAGACAGGAACUCCAAUGUCCAAAUGUCUUAAAUGUAAGGUCCAUCUUUGCUGCAAUAACAAUAAAAACUGUUUUUUGUCUUUUCAUACCUAAUUUUUCCCCAAUAAAUAAAAUAAAAUGCGAUUAGAAAAAAAAAAUAUUAAUAAAUUCUAUACCACCAUUGCCCAACGUUGCUCACAGGCAACAUUCUGUAGCGCUCAAACGGGUGGGAGUGGCGAGUUGAAAAUUUUACUAUACCUUUCUAGAAUAAAUAUAAUGAGAUUAA